CUGUAUCCGCCACGAGUACUCUACAACAAUUCGCUGAACCCACACUUUCAUCGACAUGUCAUGACUCUGAAACGCAUCCAACUCCUUGUCUAAGCCUCACUUAAGGCCUUCUCCUUUACUUGAGCCAUGAACGCUCCGACAAUGCGACUGACCCUCGCGCUCUUCAAGUCACCGUCUAUCCGGCUGUGAUCAUAAUGUGCGUAUUUGCACCUCUCCAGGGGCCCUUCUGUUGACUCUUUGGCUUUGGAGCUUAUCGCCGUGUUGCAGCAGUCGGACGAACUCGUCAUAGUUCACUUAGGGGCACGAGCUGGGAGGAAAGAUCGUUGGCUGGAAAUACAUCAUGAGACUGGGACGCGGGUGCGCACUCUUACUCACUCUUUGCUAACUACCGUCUGAGAGCCCGUGAAGGAUAUCCAGAUGCGAGGCCUCGCUGCAUGUUACGACGUUACGCAAUACGUGCUCGAGGACACAGCGACGCGAGCAGCUCACGAAGACCGCCUACGCCCGUGCGUGUUCUGGACUUUCACGCACCUUCCGAGCAUGCUUUUCAACACUGAAUCUCAAGACACUUCGCGCAUGUGCAAUACUCUAUACGCCUCGGCCAGAACGACGAGCGAGGCAGUCAAGACAGACGUCUCGAGAUCGAUGAUGGCUGUCGGUGAAGCAACUGAAGACGUAGCGCAAGUGUGCGACCAGGACAUCGCUGCUUUUACCACCCAUUCGAUUGCGUAUCAGGAAGACUGGUCGGCGCCGAGUCCCGCAUCUCACUUUGCCCCAUCCAAGAAAGGACUACGGCAGGCGCAGGAAGGCGUAUGGUUCGAACAUUAGAUCGACGCUCGGGGGCGAGAAUAUCUCAUGUGUUACCGCGCGCGAUGUAAAUGCAUCUCCGCAUCGUCGAGCAGCACCACGGAGUGGCGCAUCGCGAGAGUUUUUCGCAGCCGGAGCCGGAGUAUUGCAGAGAGGCGUGCCAGAAACUGGUGCGUAUACUUGACUUUCGAGACCACUCCGCGUCUCACACAGGCACCAGGACAGAUCCAGGCGCAGGGAUAUCCGUCGCAAGAAUUGAACGAAGAAGAGCUCUCUGCGCUCGCGUCGCGUGAUCAUACCAACAACCGGAUCCCUGUCCUGCUCUCGCUCGAACCUCUCGGAAGUGAUCACUAACCUGCGCUUGGUCCCGAAGGCUGCACCAGCCGGGUCAAGAUCAGGUUAGGCCAGGCCAGCGCAUGUAUCUAUCGCAUUUGUAUUCAUCACCUUCGUCGAUACCAACGCUCAGCACGCCAAGUCAAACAGACCCACAAGGCACCGCACGCGCUUCCGAACCGGGGCGGUAACGACGGUUUCGGUAGUUGGGCUUUGAGUCGAGCAUUUGAUCAUGUCAGGGCGCCGUCGAGCGACGAGAGCCUGCUGCAGCGGUGCCAGGUUCGUUCUUGUUGUCAGAGUCUCGUUCACAGCCAAUGUUUCGGCGGUACCAAACCUCCGUUUCUCGUUUUACCUUGUCUGUAACUCAGCGAGUCCCGCAAUGCCAAGUUUUCGCC
Messenger RNA from Phanerochaete carnosa HHB-10118-sp, 1535 nucleotides. RefSeq lists its product as uncharacterized. The record is from RefSeq and is a predicted model, not a curated record. The transcript has a single exon. NCBI's taxonomy places the organism in Eukaryota, Fungi, Basidiomycota, Agaricomycetes, Polyporales, Phanerochaetaceae. Bases 418 to 828 code for a protein of 136 amino acids.